GCCUAACAGCGGCGGCGCGCGCGCCCGACAGAAGAACGUAGCUCCCCUUGCCCCGCCCUCACGGAGAAUAGCUCCGCCCAGCGCAGGAGCUGAGGGCCCGGCUGUGGAGUACAGGAGUCAACGGGAAAGCGAUCGGUGGUCACUAAAUCGACUGCCGAUACAUGGAUUGCUGCAGUGUCGAUCCUCCAGUAAAUCUAGACAAGCCUUUAGUCACCUGGAUUGGGUUGCCACCACGUGUGGGAAAGGGUGCGUUGAAAUCUGAGCAAACCACAGCACAGGAAGGGUGGCUCUGCCCCUGGUACCCAAAUGCCACCCGUGCACGGCAGCUACUGGGCCUGAAACUCCCAUGGAACGCUCCUCUGUGCUACAGCUUAGCCCUGCAGGAACCACCACACACAGAUAAUGCUGCCUUUGGCUUCCCCUGAGUCUGUCUAAGGGAGCCAAGUGUGGUACAAGUUACCAGGAGACUCAAGCCAUCCUAUAACAGGUGUUAACUAUGAUGGAUGACAUUCGUAAACUGAUUUCCACUAUCUUCUCCCCAUACCCCACAUUUUUUCCAUUUUCGAACUUCCCCACAAAUUCUGCCUUUAGGCUGAAAUUUGCAUUGCCUCGUCCCAGUCCAAUGGAGCUAUGAAGCUAUUUGGUCUGUAGAUGGCAGCAGUAAUAUCCUUUGAGGAAUUAAUUUACAGGUUCUUUCUUCCACAAGAAAGCCUUUGGUCUUCAUUUCCAGGACCUGACCACUAGGUGAUUUAAGUUUCAGUUUCCAUUAUGCCACAUAGCCUUUCACUUUUGCUGAUGGCAAACUUUCCAGACACAGUGAAAGUAUGGGAAAUGUUCAGACCUUCAAAGCUGCUUGAAGCAGACUAUGGAUUUGACAGUGAAAACUUUGACUUGUCUGUUGGCAGGUAUUAAGGAGCCAGCAACUAGAAAGAAUGACAUCUACCAGCGUAAUUAAAAAGAUGUUUACAUGUAUGCUUUCUGGAAUGGACAUGUAGCAAUGGAAUUAGUUUAGUAUUCCAGCAAAGAGCAUAAAACUUGAAGUCUCUUUAUUUUGAUUCAAUUUUCCAUACUGAAAAUAUACACUACAGCUUUCCUCCUUUAUAGAAAACAUUAUGAGAAGGUUGUAUCACUAGGUGUAAAAGUGUAUUUAGAUAUGCUCUGACUUCUUCUCCUUAUAUUAAGUGAUAACACAGUGACAAUAAUGAAAAACUAACUCAUAAUGACAUUUACUAAGUGGAAUUUUACUAUGUCAGUUCUUGGAAUUGUAAUUUAUGUAGCUGAUAUUGCAGCAGAUAUCUGGGUCACUAGUAACUAUUUCUGUGAGGGACAAUAUUCUUUGGGUAUCUUGACACUGGUUUUUAGGUUGCUAUCAUCAAUAAUAGUACAGAUAUUUAGUUAUGAAUGGUUUAAAGACGACUGUGGAAGCCCUGAUCCUGGGAAGCUGAAAUGGAUUUUUCUACUUCAUUUCUUGCAUGGUGGAAUUUUUACAAGGUAUUGGUUUGCAUUGAAAGAUGGCUACCAGGCUGCUUUUAAACAAAACAGCUCAGGAGAUGAACUUACUGGAGGCCCUGCCAAUAUCAUUCAUAAAUGUGCCAUUGAUGCAGGGACUGAUAUUAGUAUGCUCAGGGUAUUUAAGACUUUCCUGGAGACCACACCCCAGCUCAUUCUUCAGAUUUACAUCCUGAUGGAGCAUGACAAGGCUGCCUUCAGUCAGUAUGCUUCCAUCAUCACAUCUUUCAGCAGCAUUUCCUGGUCAACUCUUGACUAUCAGAUAUCAUUACGAAAAUCUGUGCCUGAUAAAAAUCAAUUUUCUGGGGUGCCUCCUAAGUUAAUCUACCUCUUGUAUAAAUUGUUCACACUGACUUCUUGGAUACUGAGUAUUGCACUGGUCACCCUAUUAAAUAUUAUAAGUAGUAUAUUUCUGCUAAUAUUUCUUUGGACCUUGGGCUUCAGCUGGACUUUGAAGCAACACACUACGUUUUGCAAAUCUAAGAGGAUGGAAUUUUUAUAUAGGACUGUUGUUGGGAUCAUUCUUAUUUUUACAUUUUUUAAUGUCAAGGGGGAAAAAACAAAAAUGUAUAUUUCUAGUUAUUAUGCCACUCAUGUGCUUGUAACUUUAGGCAUAAUGUGUGUGUGUUUGUUCUGGAAGACUUCGGUUACUGAGCAAUUAUAUUUUACAUUUGUGAGUAUCACAAUUGUUCUCACUCUGGGGUUAGGAAUUAUUUGUCUUAUUGUUUAUUAUAGGGUUUUCCACCCCACUAUUUAUUUCAGACAAGAGAGUGCUUCAGAUGAAGUUGAUGGACUAACAAGAGAAAGAAAAAAAGAAGAAAUCAGUAGAAUAAGAAAUUUCAUAAUGGAAUGAAUUAUGUGAAUUUUUAAAUAUGUGCAAAUCAAAGCAAAUACUACCUGGACUGUUAGUUACUCUGUCUUUACUUUUCAUACUUGCAAUGAGCAUUUCAAGUAAAAUAAUUGCUAAUGGGAAUGGUAGUAGUUAUUAGCUCUGAAUAAUUAUUGGUUCUGCUUUACUACAAAGCAAAGACUUUAUAAAAUGAACUAAGCACUUCUGCAUAUUGGUGUUUUUUCCAUCACUUGCAAAAUAAAUAAAAUACAAAAAUAGCUCCUGUAAAGGCAAAACAAACAACUGAUCCUACCCUCCCACCCAAACCCAGUUUUACUUUUUACACACAGAAUGUAGGAGAAAUAAAACCAAAUCAAGUUACUGUUGAUAUUGUCUUUGUUUCUGAAAUGUACUUCUCUUCAAAACAAGGCUCACAUCUCCUUAUUUGGCACUGGGAAAGGCCUGAACUUCAUC
Mauremys reevesii (Reeves's turtle) is the source of this 2812-nucleotide messenger RNA. It is a transcript of the gene XKR9, whose product is annotated as XK related 9. The transcript is spliced from 7 exons. Gene Ontology annotation, biological process: engulfment of apoptotic cell; apoptotic process involved in development; phosphatidylserine exposure on apoptotic cell surface. NCBI's taxonomy places the organism in Eukaryota, Metazoa, Chordata, Testudines, Geoemydidae. The coding region runs from base 1220 to 2362 and encodes 380 amino acids. The record is from RefSeq and is a predicted model, not a curated record. Gene Ontology annotation, cellular component: plasma membrane.